AUGAUCAUGUACAUUCCCAUCCCUUUGUUGUGGAGAUUGCAGACCACUCUCCAAAAGAAACUUGCGUUCGGCCUAAUGUUCUGUGCCGGUUUCUUCAUUGUAAUCUGCACGCUAUUACGGUGCAUUAUCUGCUUGAGCACCCCCGAGCGACUUGACUUGGGAUUGAAUUGGUCCAUCCGUGAAACGGUUGUUGCGAUUAUCUGCACGAACGCUCCGUCAAUCAAGCCGCUUUUCCCCCAUCGACGCACCGGCUCCACGAAUCCGAGUACUCCCCACUCCGGCCUGGUCACGUUCGGCGGCACCGGCAGCUCCCAUAAGAUGUCACGCGUCAGAAAUGGCCAUCAGAAGCUUGACGACACAUCCGUAGGAAGCCAGGAGCAUAUUGUCAACCCGAAAGGCGCCAGAAGCCAGACCACGGCGUUUGCGGACGAUAGAAGUUCCGAUGACGGAGGAAACUAUAACUCAGGAAUCCAAGUCACCAAGGAUUACCACGUCGAGGUGGGCCGGUAA
Molecule: messenger RNA, 510 nt
Organism: Colletotrichum fioriniae
Lineage: Eukaryota; Fungi; Ascomycota; Sordariomycetes; Glomerellales; Glomerellaceae
Source: RefSeq, a predicted model, not a curated record